Electrophorus electricus (electric eel) is the source of this 812-nucleotide messenger RNA. RefSeq names its product mast cell protease 4-like. Gene Ontology annotation, biological process: proteolysis. Gene Ontology annotation, molecular function: serine-type endopeptidase activity. Lineage: Eukaryota; Metazoa; Chordata; Actinopteri; Gymnotiformes; Gymnotidae. The record is from RefSeq and is a predicted model, not a curated record.
ACUGACUCAUUCUCUCUGCUGCACUAUGACUAUCAUCCUGUUAUUUCUGCUGUGCGCUCUGCUACCGUCCCUGGGCCACGCCGCUCAUGCGCAUGUUGGUAUAGUGAACGGCACAGAGGCUAAACCCCACUCCAGACCCUACAUGGUUUCUCUCCAGAAAGAUGGGGAACACAUCUGUGGUGGCUUCCUUAUAUCUGACAAGUUUGUGAUGACAGCUGGACACUGCUGGAAAUACGGAGACAACAUGACAGUAGUGAUGGGGGCUCAUGAUCUGUCAGAAAAGUACUCUUCUACCCACAUGGAAGUGAAGUUCUACCACAUUUAUCCAGAAUACAAUCCUCAAGGGUUCAAUGACAUCAUGCUGCUGCAGUUGAAAGGAAUAGUCAAAAACAGCACUGUUAUAAACUGGAUUCCCUUAAGAAAAAGAAGACAACAGAUUAAGAACAAAACCAUCUGCAGCAUCGCUGGCUGGGGGAGAAACAUGACUAAUGGGCACACCAGCACAAGACUUAUGGAGGUGAACGUCAGCAUCGUGGGCAGACAGGCGUGCACAAAGGCCUGGCAUAAAUUUUACUCAGCUCCUAGCAUGAUCUGUACAGCAGGUCGGGGAGGAUUUUGUAAGGGAGAUUCUGGGGGUCCUUUGGUGUGCAAUAACAAAGCAGUUGGUAUUGUAUCAAAAUUUGAGUGGGAGAACUGUGACUACCCUCACAAACCAAAUAUCUAUACGAAGAUCGCCAAAUUUCUGCCCUGGAUCAGGGCUAUAAUUAAGACCAAGAAGUGAAAAGCAAUGAAGCAACCGAUGCAUAAUUGAA